This is a messenger RNA of Cebus imitator (Panamanian white-faced capuchin), 1386 nucleotides long. RefSeq names its product sperm-associated antigen 6. Gene Ontology annotation, cellular component: axoneme; acrosomal vesicle; microtubule cytoskeleton. Gene Ontology annotation, molecular function: microtubule binding. Gene Ontology annotation, biological process: filopodium assembly; neuron projection extension; sperm axoneme assembly. The transcript is spliced from 8 exons. Lineage: Eukaryota; Metazoa; Chordata; Mammalia; Primates; Cebidae. The record is from RefSeq and is a predicted model, not a curated record. The annotation marks the transcript as partial.
CGCCCGGCACUGGCCGUUGCCGCGAGACGGCCGCGUUCCGGUUCCGGUCGGUUGCCCGGGAGACGCGGGUACACAGAGGAGCGGCUCCCGUCGGAGGCCGAGUGGUCGUCGCGGUCGUCCCCUCGGCGACUUGCAGGCCGAGUCGCUUCCUCGCAGAGCUUGAGGAGGGCGGACGGCGGCGGAGGCGCCAUGAGUCAGAGGCAGGUUCUGCAAGUGUUCGAGCAAUACCAGAAGGCCCGGACCCAGUUCGUGCAGAUGGUGGCGGAGCUGGCGACCAGACCCCAAAACAUCGAGACGCUGCAGAACGCGGGUGUAAUGUCUUUGCUGAGGCCUCUUCUUCUGGAUGUGGUCCCGACAAUUCAACAGACUGCUGCUUUGGCUCUUGGGAGACUGGCCAAUUAUAAUGACGACCUCGCAGAAGCUGUUGUGAAGGGUGACAUUCUUCCACAGCUUGUUUAUUCACUGGCAGAACAGAAUCGCUUCUACAAGAAAGCAGCUGCCUUUGUGUUACGAGCAGUUGGUAAACAUUCUCCCCAGCUAGCUCAGGCAAUAGUUGAUUGUGGAGCACUGGAUACACUGGUCAUAUGCUUGGAAGAUUUUGACCCUGGAGUCAAGGAGGCUGCAGCCUGGGCACUUGGGUAUAUUGCAAGACAUAAUGCAGAACUGUCACAAGCUGUGGUGGAUGCGGGAGCUGUUCCUCUUUUAGUACUCUGUAUCCAGGAGCCAGAAAUUGCUUUGAAAAGGAUUGCUGCUUCCGCCCUCAGUGAUAUAGCAAAGCAUUCUCCAGAGUUAGCACAGACAGUAGUGGAUGCAGGAGCUGUUGCUCACUUAGCCCAGAUGAUCCUGAACCCUGAUGCUAAAUUGAAGCAUCAGGUCCUUUCAGCUCUCAGUCAGGUUGCGAAACAUUCCGUGGAUCUGGCAGAAAUGGUUGUUGAAGCAGAGAUUUUUCCAGUUGUACUUACCUGUCUGAAGGACAAGGAUGAAUACGUGAAGAAAAAUGCUUGUACUUUAAUUAGAGAGAUUGCAAAACAUACACCCGAGCUCUCACAGCUGGUAGUUAACGCAGGAGGGGCUGCUGCUGUAAUUGACUGUAUUGGCUCCUGCAAAGGGAACACACGGCUGCCUGGCAUCAUGAUGCUUGGUUACGUAGCAGCUCAUUCUGAGAACCUAGCAAUGGCAGUCAUCAUUUCUAAGGGUGUACCCCAGCUGUCAGUCUGCUUGUCAGAAGAACCAGAAGAUCAUAUUAAGGCUGCCGCUGCUUGGGCUUUAGGACAGAUUGGAAGACAUACUCCUGAACACGCACGGGCUGUUGCAGUCACAAAUACUUUGCCAGUUCUGCUUUCUUUGUACAUGUCAACAGAAAGUUCUGAGGAUCUUCAAGUAAAA